AUGGCUGCGCCAAUAGAUACAGCACUAGCCACGGCGUUGCCCACAGAGGGCGCGCUGCCACCUACCCACGACACUGGGUCACAACCACGGCCCUUGAAGAGGCGAAAGCUGCGCCCGUGCCACCAGCCUGACCGCGGCUCUCUGUACGAUAUCAUGUACCGACACCAGGGGACAUCUCUCUACGUGCGACCGAUCUUCUGGACCGAUCAUCACGUAAGGCUCCUCGGCGCGCGGUUCACUGAACUCGAGGCAACGACCACUCCCAGCCCUGUAACUGAUUUACCGGGCGCGCACAACACGCCUCCGAUACCACCACCACCACCACCUUCAGACGGUCAGCUGCGACCUUCGGGUGAGAUCCGGACGAUAGCGCAGUCGCUGACGCAGAUGCUCGAGCCAUACGAACCGACACCGGCCACUAUGCACUCUGUGCUAGCGCACCGCGUCCUCAGCAUUCUAUGGCCGAAAGCUUUCACUCGGACGCAUAUACGGCCCGAGCUGGCGAUACACUGCGGCGGCAAGACGUACCGCGACUGCAUCAAGGCGCAGCUCAUGUGGGAUUUCCCCAUGGACACUUCAUCCGACACUGAGUCGUUCAAGUCGACAUCGACACAAGGGACGAACAUGUUCUCGGCAUCGCAGCAUAACGUACCGAUACCUGUCGUGGACGAUGGCCCUAUGAUGUGCUACAUUGGUCUAGACCAGCUGUCGACUAUGAGACGCAACAUGUUCCGUGUAGGCCCCACGCGAUCAGGGUACGUAAACGCACCUGUCGCUCGCCUCCAGGAGCUGCGAAGCAGGAUGCUCAGUCCCUCGAACGCUGUCCAGGACCCCCAUAUUGCGGCCAUGUUCAUUGCCAUGGCACAACGCCACUUUUACGGACCAAACCCAAGGACCGCGCAUCGUGAGCACAAGUGGUUCGCGCCCAAGGGGUAUUCGCGCAACAUCAAGUUCCGCGACCUCAAACUCCGCGUGCUCAGCCACGAUAUCGAGGAGGUUUGCUUCAUCCUGUACACGGCCACGGUCAAGGCCGAGUUCCUGCAGCGCUUCCACGAUCCUUUCACCAACCCAUCUGGUGAUAACGGGGACGUACCUGGGCUUGAUAUCGAGUACACGAAAAUACCCAUCUGGCCUAUUCUUGGUCUUCGCGAGCGAAUGGGAAAGGCGCUGGGGCACGACAUCGUUGGACCGUUUGACCCCGAGGACAUGAAGACCUGGCAGCGCAUACGUCUCGUUCCGGGGGAGGACUCGGAGCAGCGGGCCAAGCGCAAGCGCGACGUGUUGAGUGCAGUGCUCAACCAGAGCUUCGAGGACACUGAAGAUGAAGAUGACGAGCCAGCCUUGGGCAGCAAGAGGCGGCGUUUGAGCGAGGGGCCCCCAUUAGGCGUGGUCAACUAG
This is a messenger RNA of Emericellopsis cladophorae, 1398 nucleotides long. RefSeq lists its product as uncharacterized. The coding region runs from base 1 to 1398 and encodes 465 amino acids. The transcript has a single exon. The record is from RefSeq and is a predicted model, not a curated record. NCBI's taxonomy places the organism in Eukaryota, Fungi, Ascomycota, Sordariomycetes, Hypocreales, Bionectriaceae.